AUGCCUGGGGUUGAAAGCUUGCUACUCCUUUUCAUGUUGUCCAUUCCUUUCUCCCAAGCUUGGUCCAUUGAUUACCCUAGCCCCAUCGCCAACCUUCCUGCUAUAUGGACCAACAAUGAAGCUACUACUAUCCCUUACAAUACACCUAUGAGGACGGUUCCACGAUCAGAGUCAUUCUUGUCAGGCAGAAGCCUGCCGGGUUUGGUCCAUCCUUCGGCUGUGGCUUCAUCUGCACUGCGCCCUGCAAGGUCUUCCUCUUUGCAGUCUUCUUUAUGUCCAUCGGAGAUCCAAACGACCCUGCCUCCAAUGCCUCGGCCAUGCCAAGGAUCGUCUGGACAGCCAACAGGCAGCUCGGUUGCUGGCAUGAACCUUGCUGAGACUGGGAAUCUGAUACUCUUCAACAUGAUGGGGAAGACGGUGUGGGAAUCGUUUGCGCAUCCAACUGACACUAUCCUCAUUGGGCAGUCAUUGUGGCAAGGGAAGAGGCUUAGUUCCACUUUCUCCGAGACAAAUAGUACUCAAGUGCAAUUUAUGAGUCUUAAGGAUGAUGGGCACCUGAGAGUUUCUGCAUGGGAUAGCGUUUCAUCGAAAGCUCUUGCUGAUGUUUUGCAUGUGUAUCCUGAUGAAUGUGCAUACCCUAGAGUCUGUGGAGCAUAUGGAAUCUGUUUACAAGGGCAAUGCAGUUGCCCAGGUGGAAAUAAUGAUAUUGACCUUUUCCGUCAGUUGGAUGACCGGCAACCUAACCUUGGCUGCUCAUUAGAAACUCCUCUGUCCUGUGACCUGAUCCAAUAUCAUAAGCUUAUGGCACUCCCAAAUGUCACGUACUUCAAUUUUGCAAACAAUUGGACUACUGAUGAAGAAAGCUGCAAGGAGGCAUGCUUGAAGACCUGUUCGUGCAAGGCAGUAUUUUUCCAGCAUCAAAAUGUUUCUAAGGGCUCCUGCUAUCUGAUGCCAAAGAUCUUCUCACUCAUGAAUUAUCAGCCAGAAGUGUUUGGUUACAAUUUAUCUGCAUAUGUCAAGGUGCAGAUGUUACCACCACCAUCAAGUAAGAGAACAAAUACAACUGCUUACCAUGUCGGUGUCCCUGUUCUGGUUGUAGUCAUCUGCCUAUUCAUUCUCAUGAUCAGAAGAAUAAUAGUGAAGAGGAUGGAAGAGGAUGAUCCAUUUAAAGGAGUGGCUGGAAUGCCUACACGGUUUUCGUACAAACAGCUGACAGAAGCAACCAAUAACUUCAGCAAAAAGCUGGGGCAGGGAGGAUUUGGGCCAGUGUAUGAGGGAAAACUUGGAAAUGUCAAAAUUGCUGUCAAAUGCUUGCACGACAUUGGACACAGGAAGGAAGAAUUCAUGGCUGAAGUCAUUACCAUUGGUAGCAUCCAUCAUAUUAAUCUUGUCAGAUUGAUAGGAUACUGCUCAGACAAAUUCCACAGGCUCCUUGUUUAUGAGCAUAUGAGCAAUGGGUCUCUGGAUAAGUGGAUCUUCAGAAAGAACCAAAGUGGUUCACUCAGUUGGGCAACUCGAUACAAGAUUAUCCUAGACAUUGCAAAGGGUUUGGCCUAUCUUCAUGAAGAAUGCCGCCAGAAGAUUGCUCAUCUUGAUAUUAAGCCGGGAAAUAUCCUCCUUGAUGACAAGUUCAACGCAAAGAUCUCUGACUUUGGUUUAGCAAAGCUUAUCGAUAGGGAUCAAAGCCAUGUGAUGACCAAAAUCAGAGGAACAAGGGGUUACCUAGCACCGGAAUGGUUGUCAUCAACAAUCACUGAGAAGGCUGAUAUUUACAGCUUUGGCGUAGUUGUGCUGGAAAUAGUGAGUGGAAGGAAAAACCUGGAAAACAAUCAGCCUGAGGGUAGCCCUAAUCUAAUUAAUAUACUGCAAGAGAAAAUGAAGGUUGGGCAAGUUCUGGAUAUGGUAGACAAUCAGGAUGAAGAUCUCCAGUUACAUGGGUCAGAAAUGACAGAAGUAACCAAGCUAGCUGUCUGGUGUUUGCAGCGUGACUGCAGUAAACGACCAGCCAUGUCACAAGUUGUCAAGGUCUUGGAAGGUGCUAUGGACACAGAAAGUACUGCAGGUCACGAUGCAACUGGCAGAGAUGAUAUUAUUUUUGAUGCUUCAUCCCCUUUGUCCCCUGUGCCAGUGUCUGCGAGAUAA
Messenger RNA from Miscanthus lutarioriparius, 2142 nucleotides. The record is from the annotation of a GenBank genome assembly. NCBI's taxonomy places the organism in Eukaryota, Viridiplantae, Streptophyta, Magnoliopsida, Poales, Poaceae.